Messenger RNA from Salarias fasciatus (jewelled blenny), 1818 nucleotides. RefSeq names its product dual specificity phosphatase 11 (RNA/RNP complex 1-interacting) (gene dusp11). Gene Ontology annotation, biological process: protein dephosphorylation. The record is from RefSeq and is a predicted model, not a curated record. NCBI's taxonomy places the organism in Eukaryota, Metazoa, Chordata, Actinopteri, Blenniiformes, Blenniidae. The transcript has 9 exons. The coding region runs from base 160 to 1479 and encodes 439 amino acids. Gene Ontology annotation, molecular function: polynucleotide 5'-phosphatase activity.
GUGUGUGUGUGUUUGUGUCGGCGCGUGGCAGUUCAAUGAGCCGGUUUCAGGUGCUUCUAACGGAGCACUGUCACGCGUCUCCGGCCGGAGGGGCGCGCGGCUGUUGACGUGCGCGUGAAGGAGGCGGUGUCCGCUGUUCAGAACAAAAAAAAAGCAAGGAUGAAAAGAAAAAGUACCGGAGUACCGGACAGGUGGCUGGAUUACUCCUCUGUGGGGAAUCGACUGGACGGGACGAGAUUCAUCGCCUUUAAAGUUCCUCUGAAACAGGCUCUGACUCGUCAGCUUCCCUCCUCUCGGGCCUUCAGCCACUGGGAUCUUCUGGACGCUCUGAACCGACAGAACCAGGAAGUGGGUCUGAUCAUCGACCUCACUAACACCGCCCGCUAUUACAGGCUGCAGGACGUUCCUGAGUCGCUGCUGGUGGUGAGGAUCCGCACGGCCGGUCAUCAGGUUCCCAGCAACGCCGCCAUCCUCAGCUUCAAGCGCACCGUACGCAAGUUCCUCCAGGACAACGGCGACAAUGACUUGCUGAUCGGAGUCCACUGCACACAUGGUCUGAACCGCACUGGAUACCUGAUCUGCAGGUACCUGAUCGACGUGGACGGGGUGGAUCCAGACCAGGCCAUGCAGCGUGAGUUCCUCCCACAACUCGGUUCUCCAGUGUUCAACUCGAGCCGAGGACACGACAUCGAGAGGCAGAACUACGUGACGGACCUGCGUGACGGUCCCAGGAGAAGUAACGAGGGGAUGGACGAGCCUGAGCUGACGCCUCAGAGGGGACAAGCUCAUCAAAGACCUGGAGACACGUCGCCCGAGAGAGACCAGAGAGACCGGAGGGACUGGAGAGACCAGGGAGACCCGAGGGACCAGAGGGACCAGAGGGACCAGAGAGACCGGAGGGACUGGAGAGGACCGCCCCCUGACACCUGGAACCACAGCAGGACGACUCACCGCCGUCACCAUGACGACCGCUCAGGCCCCGCCCCACGAGCCCCCCCUCACCCUGAAUGGUCCAGAUACCCCCCACAGAACCAGGACAGGUUCAGAUACCCCCCACAGAACCAGGACGGGUACAGACACCCCCCACAAGACCGGGGUAGGUUCAAAUACCCCCCACAGAACCAGGACAGGUUCAGAUACCCCCCACAAGACGGGGGUGGGUUCAGAUACCCCCCACAGAACCAGGACAGGUUCAGAUACCCCCUAAAAGACGGGGGUGGGUUCAGAUACCCCCCACAGAACCAGGACAGGUUCAGAUACCCCCCACAAGACAGGGAUGGGUUCAGAUACCCCCCACCUGAACCGGGGUGGAGUCCAGCAUGUCGCACCCAGCAGCACAGACCAGGACCUGUUCCUCCUCCGCCCCCCCGCUCCCUCCCUCGUUACUCCCCCAACUGGGCAGCUGGGCCCGAUGGAGGGGAGGGGGUCUCGACCAGACCCUCAGAGACCAGCAGACCCACUGGACCGAGCAGCAGCUAGUUGGUCCAGAAGGUCUCAGACACUAACUCAGAACAGGCCCACGACUCCGACCCAGUCUGGGACUCGGUCUCUGAUUCAGUCUUGGUCUCUGAUUCCCUGAUUCUGGACCAGAGAGUCUGAAUCCUGGACUCUGAGAUCUGAUGAGUUUUGUGUUCAGAUUUUAAGAUCGGGUCCUACUGGUCUGGAGGAAGUCUUCGAGCUCAGGAACAGUUUUUAUCUCAUCUGUUGUUGUUCUGCUUUUUUAGAAUCUGCUCCUGUUGUUGUUUUACUGAAUGUUGUGAGUCUGAGGGAACGUGAGUCGCUUUGUGAACCUCACUGAACGUCUGAGGAGAACCAAUA